AUGGGUGCUCAACCACGUUAUCAAUAUCCAAAAACUAUUUAUACUACUCCAGGCGGUUACUGGUGUGUUAAACCACUUGGUUACAAGAGAAACUUCACCACUGCUAUUGUCGGUGUUGCUGUUACUUUAGGUAUUGCUUUUAUUAUUGGUUCAAGAAUCGAAAGAAGACCAUUAACUGGUCACCCAUGUGCCCCAAUUCCACCAACCCAACACGUUAACAAAUACAGAGAAGUUGAUGAUCCAUACUAUUCAACUAAAGUUGCCAACAAACAAUAA
Messenger RNA from Dictyostelium purpureum, 276 nucleotides. RefSeq lists its product as uncharacterized. NCBI's taxonomy places the organism in Eukaryota, Evosea, Eumycetozoa, Dictyosteliales, Dictyosteliaceae. Bases 1 to 276 code for a protein of 91 amino acids. The record is from RefSeq and is a predicted model, not a curated record. The transcript has 3 exons.